Cygnus olor (mute swan) is the source of this 1554-nucleotide messenger RNA. It is a transcript of the gene E2F6, whose product is annotated as E2F transcription factor 6. The transcript is spliced from 7 exons. NCBI's taxonomy places the organism in Eukaryota, Metazoa, Chordata, Aves, Anseriformes, Anatidae. The coding region runs from base 21 to 800 and encodes 259 amino acids. Gene Ontology annotation, molecular function: RNA polymerase II cis-regulatory region sequence-specific DNA binding; protein dimerization activity; DNA-binding transcription factor activity, RNA polymerase II-specific. Gene Ontology annotation, cellular component: RNA polymerase II transcription regulator complex. The record is from RefSeq and is a predicted model, not a curated record. Gene Ontology annotation, biological process: regulation of transcription by RNA polymerase II.
CCUGCAGGGGCCGAUGGGUAAUGGAGGGCGGGGGUCACAAAAUGGCCGCCCCUGGCCAGUGGGAGCGCUUGAGGCCGCUGCGGCCGGACACGCUGCGUGUGAGUGAGCCACCAAUGCUCAACUUGAAUCUGGACGAUGACGUGCAGUUUGUAAGAAGAACUCUGAAGGUUAGAAGGCCUCGAUUUGAUGCAUCCUUGGUUUAUUUGACCCGAAAAUUCAUGGAUCUUGUCAAAAGAGCUCCAGAUGGUGUCCUUGAUUUAAACGAAGUAGCAACAACUCUUGGAGUACGAAAACGAAGAGUAUAUGACAUCACCAACGUGUUGGAUGGAAUUCACUUAAUUCAGAAAAGAUCUAAGAAUCUUAUCCAGUGGGUAGGUUCUAAUCUUGACCAAGUUGUUGGAAAGGCAGCAGAGCAGCAAAACCUUAAAGAUGAACUUUCUGACUUGUCAGCCAUGGAAGAAGCUCUGGAUGAAUUAAUCAAGGAUUGUGCUCAUCAGUUAUUUGAUCUAACAGAUGACAAAGAAAAUGCAAAACUAGCUUAUGUGACAUAUCAAGAUAUCCGUAGCAUUCAGGCGUUUCAGAAACAGAUUGUGAUUGCAAUCAAAGCUCCUGAAGAAACCAAACUGGAAAUACCAAUUCCUAAGGAAGAUUGCAUAGAAGUACAUGUAAAGAGCACAAAAGGACCCAUUGAUGUGUAUCUGUGUGAGGUGGAACAAGAUAAGCCAGGUGCCAAAACUUUUGAAAAUAUGAAUGCUGUCAAAUCUGAAACUGAGCCAUCGGUUCCUCCUGGUGAAGAGUGAGAUUCCAAAAAAUAAAAAAGUAAUAUAUAUAUGUAUAUACACUGAGGUAGAAGAUGAAUUACAGCUCAAAGGAUGAAUUACAGCUCAAAAUCAAAUACAGAAUGUAAAUAUCUGUUAUAGAGCUUUUCCAAAGCUCUUGGAACUGCGAACUUACCGACCCAAACUGCUCCGGGGUGUUUUUAAUUUAAAACAGCAGUGGAUUGAAUGGUUUCACAGGACUGUUUUAUCUUCCCAAGUCAGAAGACGGUUCCUAGAUUUGCUUUUAGGAGCUUUGUUUUCAUAAUUGCAUGUGAUCUACAGAGCUUUGGGAAAGUGGUAUUUUUAGCUUAUGAAAUGACUUUAAUUGAUGGAAAACAUAAUGACUCCUAAAAUGAAGGUUUGGAAACUGUUUCUGGAACAAUCCACAAUCCUUCUGAGAAUGUAUGUAAUAAAGAAAUGCACUUUUCAGUUCUGAGGCUGCACUACUGCUAAGCAGGAUCGUCAAAUACAGAUGAAGAAAUAGCUUGAUGCAUCAGAAGCCUUCACUAUAAGGAACAAGAUGUAAAUACUACGAGAGUUACGCCUUACACUGUGUAGAUGCUGUUUGCAUUGUUUGCAUCCAGCUCUGCAUUAACUAUGGUAUCAACACUGAAGUUAAAUAAGUGGGCUUUUUGUAUAUCUGUAUCAUGUCUGGGUAGUUACUGAUGUAGAUUUAUUGAGGUGGUUUGCAUCUCUGCCUUUGUACAGCAAAGAAAUAAAAUAAGCUUAUAAAACA